Messenger RNA from Biomphalaria glabrata, 2492 nucleotides. RefSeq lists its product as uncharacterized. The transcript is spliced from 10 exons. The record is from RefSeq and is a predicted model, not a curated record. Lineage: Eukaryota; Metazoa; Mollusca; Gastropoda; Planorbidae. The coding region runs from base 392 to 2200 and encodes 602 amino acids.
GUUCAAAUAUAGAAGCCGGAUUUAAAAAAACCCAAACAACUUGUUAUAUGCCUACAGUUCAAAUUUAUUAUUACUAAAUUUCCAAUUUAAAAAAAAAAAAAAAGAUAGUGAUUUCCAAUCACUGGCAACACGGAUAUUCCUUAAAAUUAUUUUCAUAACAUUAGAACAGAAGUAUUCAGUGACAGUGAAAAAAAGUAAAAAAGUCUGUAAGGCCUAAAACAUAAAGUAAAAUUUGCAAAGGAUUACUUUGUAAAGCAACAACAACUAAUGUGAAAUAAAAAGAAUAUGUUGUUGUUUUUCAAUUUGAAACAUAUUUUUCUCUCUUUUUUGUUUUGUAUAAAUAUGGACAUUUUUUUUGUUUACCAUUCGUGCAUUGGACGAGGUGUAAUCUAUGAUAGAUGAAUCUUGCUUACAUAAAUAUCUGGACCUGAGUAUGUUAUUUACAUUCCUAGUGUAUUUAUUCUUGCAGAUCAUUUACAGUUCAGCUUUAAAAGACUGUGAACCCGCAGAAGAAGGUAAAGAGUAUCAGCUGAUUCUGAAUUGGACAGCCCAGGAUUUGGACAACAAAGAGUUGAGAGUUAAAAGAGGAGAUGGUACACCCGGAAAGUGUGACAAUUUAACAAAAAAUUGCAGUAGCUUCUUUAAGGAUAUGUUUACCAUAUCGCGGUCCAGAUUUAGCGUAGACGUGAUAAUCCACAAAGUUGAAAGAAGUGACGCAAAAAUCUGGAAAAUUUCAUACUCAGAAACACCAAUAGCUGAGUGCAAACUUGCAACCUACAUCAAGCCAGAGAAUGUCAGGUGCUAUCAAGAAGAAAACAAAAGUGGAAUCAAUGUGACGUGCUCUACUAGUAAAGUGUACCCAGCAGCGAAAUGUAGUUUUCACAUUUAUAUCAAUGGCGAAAAGAGUCACAACAGCAAUGCUUUUGUUUCCUACAAACACAGUAAUUUCAUAGAACAAGAGCAGUAUUUUAUGUCAAAUUGCACAUUUCAGAUACCAAAGUUUCAAUUAAAAACAGGAUAUUACAAGAUAAAAGCUACUUUAUCACCAGGGUUAGCUGUAGAUCAACACAUAUUCAGAGAGGAAACAAAAUAUGGGUCAUCUUCUACAAUCAUUAAUUUUCAAAUCGAUAGCCCUCUCAUCAAGCUCCAAAACUGUCCACAACUGGUCCAUGAAAACACUCAAUAUACUUGUCAGUGUACAAGUGUGAACAGAUCAGAGUCUUAUUUGAUCAGAUGGUACAACAAACAGAGAAAUCUGCUUCAUGAGGGAGAAUCCUUAACUUUCAUUGCUAAUAGGUCAUUACCAGAAUAUUUGUGUGAAGGCACAGACAACCAUCAAUUAAAAACACCUUGGUUGCUUUAUAAACCUGUUUUAUUAGGGAAAAAUAAAAACAUCAGUUGUACUCUUCACAAAGCAAAUAAUGAUCGAUUGAUUUGUUCCACUAAUGGCAUUUGUUUACAAGCGUUGUGUAUUUUUAAUGUAACCUACAGUAAUGGGGCAACUGGCAUGAAGUCAUCUCUUUACUUAAGUCAUGAUUUUGAGGAACAUCAGCUCUGUUCAACUUGCAUUUUAGCACUGAACAAAUCAGAUUUUGAUAGUAAAACAGACUGCAUCCAUGUUGCCUUGUAUCUGAACAUGACAGAUAAUCAUGAACAAAUGUUAUAUGUAGAUAGCACUUUAGUUCAGUUAAGAAAAGAAAUCCACACAAAAGACGAGGGUACAAGAUUGUCUAUCAUUAUCUCUGCCUCUGCAGCUGCAGCAGUAACACUGCUGAUAUUAACAGCUUUAUGUAUUGCCAAUAGGAAAAAAAGAAGAAAAGGGGAGCAGCAAAAACAAGAAGAAGAUGCCAUGAAAACUGGGACAGUCAAGCAUUACGAUAACACAUACUCUUUUGGUUCUGGUCACAUCUAUGAAUCAGUGAAAGAAGAGGACCAUUAUGACAAGUGUGAGGACACGCGCUAUGAGACACGCUAUGAGACAUCAUUGGCUAGAGAUGAGAAACGACAAGACCCCAACUUACAAUAUUUACUAGACACAGAAUACAUCACGCCAAUUGAAGUGGAACAAAUUCUUAAUAGCAUUGGAAAGAGAGAGAGCAUUUUAAAGAUGCAAAACAGUUCAACUCAAAAGAAUUUAGUCAAUGAUAUAGCUGAAAGAAGUGAACAACUUGUGUAUUCUAAUCAUAUGGAAACAGUCUAGAAGUAUGCAUUUUAAAAAAAAAGGUCUAUUAUAUCAGAAGCCCAUGUAAACAAGCUAGUCAAUUUUAAACUAUGGUGCUGUAUGUGUCAAAUAUCACUUCCUAAAUAUGGUGAGUUCAGAAAUUACAAUUAUAGACUCUGAAGACUGAGCAUGUGUUCGUCUGUGUCUUGGGCUAACAAGAAAGUUGUUUGGAGUUCGCAAAAACCAAACUCAUUCAAUUUCCCUGGCUGCACCAGAAAUUGAACUCAUUUCUUUUGCUCAGCAAACAAACAUUCAGCUACUUCCACUUUAU